This is a messenger RNA of Sceloporus undulatus (fence lizard), 839 nucleotides long. RefSeq names its product complement C1q like 4 (gene C1QL4). The coding region runs from base 1 to 744 and encodes 247 amino acids. Gene Ontology annotation, molecular function: protein binding. The transcript has 2 exons. The record is from RefSeq and is a predicted model, not a curated record. NCBI's taxonomy places the organism in Eukaryota, Metazoa, Chordata, Lepidosauria, Squamata, Phrynosomatidae.
AUGGUGCUAGUUCUCCUGGUGGCCAUCCCCUUGCUGGUGCACAGCUCCAAAACCACCUCCCACUAUGAGAUGUUGGGCAGCUGCCGUAUGGUCUGUGACCCCUACACACCCCAAACCCAUGGGGCAGCUUCAGCAGAGGCAAGCCAGGAGCUGGCCGUCAUCUCUCCACCUCCUUUUGUGUCUGGAGGGAAGGGAGACCCAGGGAGGAAGGGCAAGUCUGGAAUCCGUGGUCCUCCAGGCCCCCCAGGCCCGCCUGGGCCCAGAGGGCCAGCUGGAGAGCCAGGGAGGCCAGGUCCACCAGGCCCCCCUGGCCCAGGCCCUGGGGGUUACAUCCCAUCCUUCUAUAGCCCUAAGAUCGCUUUCUACGCAGGACUUCGGAAACCACACGAAGGGUACGAGAUCCUCCGCUUUGAUGACGUGGUAACCAAUGUGGGGAACUACUAUGAACCCUCAAGUGGCAAGUUCACCUGCCCUCUACCUGGCAUCUACUUCUUCACCUACCAUGUGCUCAUGCGUGGGGGCGACGGCACGAGCAUGUGGGCAGACCUGAUGAAGAACGGGCAGGUCCGUGCCAGUGCCAUUGCACAGGAUGCUGAUCAGAACUAUGACUACGCCAGCAACAGUGUGAUCCUCCACCUGGAUGUCGGCGAUGAAGUCUUCAUCAAGCUGGAUGGAGGGAAGGUGCAUGGGGGCAAUACCAACAAGUACAGCACCUUCUCAGGAUUCAUCAUCUACCCAGAUUGAGCCUUCUUCCACCUGGCUCCCUAUUUCUGCCCCCCAACUCCCAUUCUGCCUACCCAAAACACUCUUUCCCCCCUAGGUCAGCUUUUCUUCUCCUU